This is a messenger RNA of Strongyloides ratti, 2193 nucleotides long. RefSeq names its product Molybdenum cofactor sulfurase. The record is from RefSeq and is a predicted model, not a curated record. Lineage: Eukaryota; Metazoa; Nematoda; Chromadorea; Rhabditida; Strongyloididae. Gene Ontology annotation, molecular function: catalytic activity; pyridoxal phosphate binding; molybdenum ion binding. The transcript has 2 exons. The coding region runs from base 1 to 2193 and encodes 730 amino acids.
AUGCCUUUAUCAAAAAAAUCAAAUAGAGUUUAUCUUGAUGGUGCCGGAGCAGGAAUACCAUCAAAAUGGUUAAUUGAUGAAAUUAAAAAAAUUGACUUUUCUUUACUUUCAAAUCCACAUUCUCAAAAUAUUUUUUCAAAGGUAACAGAGGGAAGAAUUUCACAAAUAAGAAAUCGAAUGUUGGGUCAUUUUAAUACAACAUCCAAAGAUUAUAGUGUAAUAUUUACUUCUGGAACUACAGGAUCAUUAAAAUUGAUUGGAGAAACAUUCAAUUUUUAUGGUAAUGGAAAUAGAAAAGAAUCUUCUUUUAUUGAUGAAAAUUUAAGUUGUUUUGGGUUUUUAAAAGAUUCUCAUACUAGUGUUGUUGGUAUGAAAAGAAUUGUAAAUGCUGAUGUAGUUACAUGUAAUAACUUUGAAUAUUUUAAUAAUUUUUUUAAUAAUAAUCUUUCUAAUUAUGAUAAAGAAAUUAAUAAUUUAAUUAUGAUAACUGCCAUGUCUAAUGCCUGUGGUAAAAAAUAUAAUUUAGAAAUUGUUAAUAAAAUUAUACAAAAUAAAAAUUGGUUUGUUGGAAUUGAUGGUGCAGCAUUAUUUUCAAGUGGAAAAAUUGAUUUACAAAAAAUUAAAGCUGAUUUUGUUGUUGGAAGUUUUUAUAAAAUAUUUGGCCUACCUACUGGAUUAGGAUUUUUGAUUGUUAGUAGGAGAGUUAUACCAUGUAUGAAUAAAAAAUUAUAUUAUGGUGGGGGUACUGUUGAUACUAUGAUGUGUUUUGGUGAUUUAAAACCAAAAGAAAAUUUUAUUGAAAGUAUGGAGGAUGGUACAAUUAAUUUUCAAGGAAUUAUUACACUUGAAAAAUGUUUUGAUGAAUUAAAAUAUGUUGAGACAAUAGAAAGUAUUGGAAGGAAAACUUUUGAUAUUUCUAUGGUAGCCUAUAACAUGCUAACAUCACUAAAAUAUGAGAAUGAUCAAAAUUUAGUAGUGAUUUAUGGUUGGAAAGAUAUUUGUUAUGAAAAACAGGGACCUAUCAUAAAUUUUAAUCUUCAAAGAAGUGAUAAAAAAAUGAUUGGUUAUAAUGAGACUCAGAAGAUGGCUGAAUUAUUUGAUAUUGAAUUAAGAUCAGGUUGUUUUUGUAAUAUUGGAGCAUGUAUUAAUUAUCUUAAUUUAACAGCUGACGAUAUCAAUAAUAUUUGGAUGAGUGGUAAAAAAAAAUGUGGUGACACAAUUGAUAUAAUUGAUGGAAAAUCUUUAGGUUCUAUUAGAAUUUCAUUUGGUAAAUGGAAUACAAUUGAUGAUAUUAGACGUCUAGAAAAAAUGUUGCAAUAUUGUUUUAUAAAAGGAAAUAAGAUAAGAGAAAACAAUUACACAAUACCGGUGUCAAGUAGUAUGUUGGUACGAAUUUUAAGAAUUUUCUUGUAUCCUAUAAAAAGUUGUGGUUAUCUUGAAGUUGACAAAUGGACAAUAUCUGAAAAAGGAAUGGACAAAGAUAGAAUGAUGAUGAUUGUUGAUAAAAAUGGUAUUCCUAUCACACAAAAAACAACACCAGCAAUGUGCUUAAUUAAAACAUACUUUGAUAAAAAUGGUGAAUUAAAUAUUAUUGAUAAAUUUGAAAAUAUGACAAAUUUAUGUAUAUCAGAAGAAAAUGAAAAUGACAUCAUGAAAAAUGAGUAUGUGGUUUGUUCUGACAAUAGAUGUAGUAUAGUUAUUGGGUAUAGUGAAUGGUUAGCAAAUUUACAUCCAUCAUUUGGUGAUGAUUCUAAAUUUUUAAAAUUAACAAUUGAUAAUAAAUUAACAUUUGCAAAUGAAGCUCCAUUUCUUUUAAUUAACCUGGCUUCAGUUCGUAUUGUUGCUGAUACAUUAAAUAUUGAUGUUGAAAAUAUUCUUCAUAGAUUUCGUUCAAAUUUUGUUGUUGAUCUUGAAAAACCAUUUAUUGAAAAAUAUAUAAAAGAAGUACACUUUUGUAAUAAUAUUAUUCUUGAAAAAAUUGAAGAAUGUCAUAGAUGUCAAAUGAUAUGUAUUGAUCAGGAAACUGGAGAAAAAGAUGCAAAUUUAAUGAUAACAUUAAGAAAUCUUCAAAAAGAUAAUUCCAUUACAUUUGGUAUAUAUAUGAAAAUGAAAACAAAAAAUCAAACCAUUGUCCAUAAAGGUGAAGAAAUCAUUAUCAUAUUUGAUAAAAAUAAUAAUCAAGUAGAAGAAUAA